AUAUAAAUAAUGAUGAUGCCAUGAUGAACUGCUUAUUACAUAAAUCAUAUCUCAUAUCUCAUAUCUCAUUUCAACAAGUGAACGUUAAAGUCGUUGAAACGAAAUCUUUUUCUGGUAAGAGAUAAAAGUGAGAUAACAGAAAGCAUCAUAUUUGAAAAACGUAAGAGAACAUGUACCAAGAAAGAGGCAUUCUAGUAUCUAUGCAAAUCUUACUGAUUCUUCGGUUUUGCACUUGUAUGGACACCAUUACACUCAUCCAACCAGUUAAAGAUGGGGAUAUUUUGGUCUCUAACGGAGAAACUUUUGCUCUUGGAUUUUUUAGUCCCGCAAACUCCACCAACAGAUAUGUGGGUAUCUGGUAUAACAAGAUUUCCGAGCAAACUAUAGUUUGGGUUGCCAAUAGAGACCGUCCGAUCUCCAAUUCGACCGGCAUCCUAUCAGUGGAUCACACGGGGAACCUAGUCCUUCAAGAAAUCGAUCAAAGUUUUGUGUUUUGGUCAACCAAUGUUUCCGGAGUGGUGAAUGAUAGUUUUACGGCCCAGUUAUUAGAUUCGGGGAAUUUGGUGUUGUUUCAAGGACUAAACAAAGAGGUAUAUUCAUGGCAAAGCUUUGAUCACCCUUCGAAUACGUAUCUUCAGGGUAUGAAGCUUGGCCUAGAGAAGAAAACGGGUUUGAACAGGAUGAUUACAUCAUGGAAGUCUAGUGGGAAUCCUGGUGUGGGGGAUUAUUCAUAUAAACUGGAGUUAGUUGGGUCAACUCAGAUGUUUUUGUUUAAAGGUAUGACAAGAUAUUGGCGGGCAGGGUCAUGGAACGGUCUUGGAUGGAGCGGUGUACCGUGUAUGACAAAGGGUAAUAUCUUCAUUGCUAAUUAUAUAAAUAAUGAUGAUGAGGUGACCAUCGCUUACCAUAUGCACAAUCCGUCCAUGCUCUCUAGAGUAGUCGCUACUGAGUCUGGUACCUUAGAGAGGCUAACUUGGCACGAAUCUGAUCGUAAGUGGGUUGAGUUCUGGUCCUAUCCAAAUGACCAGUGUGAUGUGUAUAACCAUUGCGGUCCUUUUGGCUUUUGUGAUCCAAAUGCAUCAGUUACUUUUGAGUGUGAUUGCCUUCCCGGAUACGAGCCACAAUCACCACAGGACUGGUACAUAAGGGACGGUUCCAAAGGGUGUAAGAGAAAGGUCGGAAUACAUAUGUGCGAAGUUGGAGACGGGUUCGUUGAGUUGGCCCGUGUUAAGAUACCUGACACGUCGUCGGCACAUGUGAACAUGAGCUUGGAUUUAAAAGCAUGCAAAGAGUUGUGCUUGAGGAAUUGCACGUGCAAGGGGUAUGCAAGUGCUGAUAUCAGUAAAGGGGCCGAGGGUGGAGGUUGUAUUAUGUGGCAUAGGUACAUGAACGAUACGAGGACGUUUUUAGAUGGUGGUCAAUCUCUUUAUAUGCGGCUUGAUGCAGCUGAGUUAGCAAAGUACUCAUCAAAGAAGAGCCGAAGGCACAAAAACCGAUUUCUCGUCUUCGGGAUACCAUUGAUUGCAGCAGGCUUUCUCUUGUGUACCUUCAUUUGUUGUUACAUAAGGAAGAAAAAUAAUGCCAAACGAAAUGAAGGUAAAGCUGGUUUCAGUUUCACGGAUAGCUUGAAAACCAAGGAAGGGGGUUUCAUGGAGAAGGAUACUGUCAAAAAUGUGGAUUUAGAUGUGUUUGAUUUGAGCACGAUAGUUGCGGCAACUGAUAAUUUUUCUCCUUCAAACAAGCUUGGAGAAGGUGGAUUCGGCUCGGUUUAUAAGGGUAAGCUACUAAAUGGGCUAGAAAUUGCCAUCAAAAGAUUAUCACAAAGUUCGAGUCAAGGGAUGCAAGAAUUUAAGAAUGAAGUAACGUUGAUAGCGAAACUUCAACACAGGAACCUAGUCCGGCUUUUGGGAUAUUGCUUGCAUAAGGAAGAAAAGAUGUUAGUUUAUGAAUACUUACCAAACAAAGGCUUGGAUUCCUUCAUAUUUGAUCAAGAAAAGGCUUCUCUUUUAGAUUGGAAGAAACGGUUCCAGAUCAUUCAGGGUAUUGUUCGUGGACUGCAAUAUCUUCAUCACGAUUCUCGGCUCAAGAUCAUCCACAGGGAUCUAAAAGCAAGCAAUAUUUUGCUAGAUACAGAUUUAAACCCUAAAAUUUCUGAUUUUGGAAUAGCAAAAAUCUUUGGAGGGGGUGAAGAUGAAGCUAAAACACAUAGAGUUGUUGGAACAUAUGGUUAUAUGUCUCCGGAGUAUGCAAUGCAAGGCCUUUUUUCAGUAAAAUCUGAUGUUUUUGGCUUUGGGAUUCUGGUUCUAGAGAUAAUCAGUGGUAGGAAAAACAACAGUUACUAUAAUGAAAACUCCGUUAAUUUGAUUGGGCAUGUUUGGGAUUUGUGGAAACAAGACAAAGCUUUGGCGGUAGUUGACUCAUCUUUGGGAGAUUCAUUUGAUGCCCGUAAAGUUCUUCUAUGUAUCCAUGUCGGGAUCUUGUGUGUUCAAGAAUUGGCUUGUGAUCGGCCUACAAUGACUGAUGUAGCUUUUAUGUUGAGUAAUAAUGAAACAAUGCUUCCUUCUCCUAAUCAACCUGCAUUCAUCUUCAGACAACUGAAUUAUGGUAGGGACUCACCAUCACUAUCAACAUCAACAUCACCUGGUGGUAGUGUUGUCACCGUUGACGAUGAGCCCAUCACCAUCCUUCAUGCUCGUUAAUUUUAUAAUAUCUCAUAAUUAAGCUCUUGUACGAAGACCAUUUAAAACCGUAUCACGCAAAAUGUAACAACCAUGAGUUUUCAACUUUGUAUUUAUCUUCAAAUUUUACUUCCAUUGUAUUUGUACUUCCAUUUUAGUCAAUAAAAUCAUUUGUAUAUCUUUUUCAUCAAUUUCCAUUCACACUUAUUUUAAU
Messenger RNA from Helianthus annuus (common sunflower), 2892 nucleotides. Its product is annotated as G-type lectin S-receptor-like serine/threonine-protein kinase RKS1. The record is from RefSeq and is a predicted model, not a curated record. Gene Ontology annotation, molecular function: ATP binding; protein serine/threonine kinase activity. Gene Ontology annotation, biological process: protein phosphorylation; recognition of pollen. The transcript is spliced from 7 exons. The coding region runs from base 171 to 2699 and encodes 842 amino acids. NCBI's taxonomy places the organism in Eukaryota, Viridiplantae, Streptophyta, Magnoliopsida, Asterales, Asteraceae.